GGGUAUCUAGGUAAUUAGCCAAGACACAGCUUUGCAAAAUUAGGGUUGCCUUCGUAUAUUAAAGUCCGCGCUCCUCCGAACGCAGCCACGGUUGCUUCGCAAGAUCGACUCCUAAUCGCCACGGAAUCGGCUCGAGGAUGCCGAAGCAGAUCCAUGAGAUUAAGGAUUUCCUUCUCACGGCGAGAAGGAAAGAUGCGCGAUCAGUGAAGAUUAAAAGAGGUAAGGACGUCGUAAAGUUCAAAGUUCGCUGCUCCAAGUACCUCUACACACUGUGUGUGUUUGACUCUGAGAAGGCGAACAAGUUGAAGCAAUCUCUUCCUCCAGGUUUGAGCGUCCAAGAAAUCUGAAGAUGCAGGUUGAAACUCUGAGUGGUCCUAGGUUUUGAGCAGCUCUCGAGUUUAUUUCUUUUCAGCAUAGUAGUAGUUAUGUCCUCCUUUGUCGAAUGGAUUGUCACUGUCCUAAUGUGUUUGAAGGAUCAUAUUUGAGCUAUUAUUGUUUUGCUGAGGAAUCUACAUGCAUUUGCUUAUUUGGAAUGUGCAAGGCUUGAGUUCA
Molecule: messenger RNA, 552 nt
Organism: Zingiber officinale
Lineage: Eukaryota; Viridiplantae; Streptophyta; Magnoliopsida; Zingiberales; Zingiberaceae
Product: 60S ribosomal protein L38
Exons: 3
Coding region: 138-347 (69 amino acids)
Biological process (GO): translation; protein-RNA complex assembly
Cellular component (GO): ribosome; cytosolic large ribosomal subunit
Molecular function (GO): structural constituent of ribosome
Source: RefSeq, a predicted model, not a curated record